Messenger RNA from Corylus avellana, 750 nucleotides. The record is from RefSeq and is a predicted model, not a curated record. NCBI's taxonomy places the organism in Eukaryota, Viridiplantae, Streptophyta, Magnoliopsida, Fagales, Betulaceae.
AUGGAUAAUCAGCUCUUAGAUGCCAUCUGUGAACGCCUUGUGUCGUCGUUGAAUACAAAAGACACAUAUAUGGUCAGGGAGGGUGAUCCAGUGAACGAGAUGCUAUUCAUCAUUAGAGGGCAGCUGGAGAGCUCCACAACCGACGGUGGAAGAUCAGGAUUCUUCAACUCUAUUACCCUCAGAGCCGGCGAUUUUUGUGGGGAAGAGUUGCUGACAUGGGCUCUAAUGCCCACCUCAAGCCUCAACCUUCCAUCAUCAACUCGAACAGUGAAGUCCAUUACUGAAGUUGAGGCAUUUGCUCUUCGAGCUGAAGACCUAAAGUUUGUUGCCAGCCAGUUCAAGCGCCUGCAUAGCAAGAAACUCCAGCAUGCUUUCAGGUACUACUCCCACCAGUGGAGAACAUGGGGAGCUUGCUUUAUACAAGUUGCAUGGAGACGGUGCAUGAAAAGAAAGAAGGAAAUGGAGUUGGCAAGACAAGAGGACUUCUUUUAUACACAUAUUUUGGAACAAGACUUUAACUAUAGGGAUGGAUCAGGCGCAGAUUAUGUGGAUAUUAGUGGUGCUGAAAGAUUGUCAUCAGUUGACAAUGCACAUAAUGCUCAGAACUUGGGAGCUACAAUUUUGGCUUCAAAAUUUGCUACAAACACCAGAAGAGGGGUUCAACACAAGUCUGAUGCAACCAGCUUGCAGAUGCCCAAGCUGUUUAAGCCAGAGGAACCUGAUUUCUCAUCAGACACUGAAGAUAGUUGA